AUGCUAGUCGCUCAACUCCUCGCCCUCGCCGCCGCCACCUCGGGCGCGGCGGCCAGGGACCUCUCCGUGUCCUUCUUCAGGGGCAACGCAACCGUCCCGGUUUCCAAUGGACCUCGGCGCCUGGACACGCUGGACAAGCGCGGCUACAGUGACGAAGAAAUCACGGCCUUCGGCAAGUGGGCGGAAGAGACCUUCGACCGGCCCUGGGAUGGCAACCUUUUCAUCGGCGCGGAUUACAUGCACGCCGAGCUCGACUGUCGCGCCAACACCCAGACCGGCUGGUACAAGGACAUUCAGUAUGUGCGCUACCACUUCUUCUGCGGUGGAUGGUUCUGGUCCGAGCGGGACUCUCUUACCGCGGCGGCGGGUAACGUCGAGAUCACCGACCAUGGAGCCUUUUUCUCUCGCGGUCAUGCCUGA
Trichosporon asahii var. asahii CBS 2479 is the source of this 420-nucleotide messenger RNA. RefSeq lists its product as uncharacterized. The transcript has 2 exons. Lineage: Eukaryota; Fungi; Basidiomycota; Tremellomycetes; Trichosporonales; Trichosporonaceae. Bases 1 to 420 code for a protein of 139 amino acids. The record is from RefSeq and is a predicted model, not a curated record.